AUGGUUGUCGCUCGCCCAGGAUCCCUUUUGGGUCAGUUAGAACUUCGUGUUUGCCUGGACCCAUCUACUAGGUCAAUGUCUCCUGAGAAGAAAAUAGAAGAGGAUAGUGGGUGGGAGCCCCCAUGUGAGGAGCUAGAGGGGGAUUCCUUAUCCUCAGAGGGUGGUAGAACCACAGAUAGCACAGAUGAAGAAGAGACCAGCAGCACAGAGAGUGCCCGUACUCAGGUAAGUCCUUCUGUGUGUCAGUGUUUGUCUUAAGUUUUUCACAAAAUGAUGUAAACUUUCCUUAAUAUACUGAUAAGCCAUGGAAGAAUGUGAUGGAGUCCCCUGUACCCGAUUGGGUACCUCAUUUGGGUUGGGAACCGGGAAACCUAAAGCGCUUCUGCCCUAGUCGCGGCAGCUUGAUUGGGGUCCAUCUGGAGCUUUUCCACCCGACCAGGCUGCAGCUCUCCUUCCGAGCAGGUAUCUACCUCUGCCUGUAAUGUGAUUUCUAUUGCCUUUACAAAGGUACUUGCUGAUCUCAGGCCUAGCUCUCUUGAUUUGUUCCAGGGCUAGAGGGAUCGUGUAGCCAGCCAACGGGUCAGAAGACUCUGUUACUGGGAACCCUAGAAAUCUACACAGGACACAAGUUCCAAAAGGAACUAACAUACAAUAUUUUUAUUUUACUUGGGAGUAGCCCAUAUGUUUGUUACAUAAAGCUAAAUACAAAUAACCAAAACAUUUCCGAAAACAUACAGGGAAUUAUAAUAACAUAACAACAUAUUUAUAAAGGGUGGGAAGAUAAUAUUUAAAGGGACACUAUAGUCACCAGAACAACUACAGCUUAUUGAAUUUGUUCUGGUGAGUAGAAUCAUUACCUUCAGGCUUUUUGCUGUAAGCACUGUCUUUUCAGAGAAAACGCAGUGUUUACAUUACAGCCAAGUGAUAACUUCACUGGCCACUCCUUAGAUGGCUGUUAGAGAUCCUUCCUGGGUCAUGGCUGCCUAAAAUGCAUCCAAACAUUCAGUAUCUCCUCCCUCUGCAUGCAGACACUGAACUUUCCUCAUAGAGAUUCAUUGAUUCAGUUCAUCUCUAUGAGGAGAUGCUGAUUGGCCAGGGCUGUGUUUGAAGCAUGCUGGCUCUGCCCCUGAUCUGCCUCUUUGUCAGUCUCAGCCAAUCCUAUGGGGAAGCAUUGUGAUUGGACCAGUCUACCACUUCUGAUGAUGUCAGCAGACUGCUUGUUUUUUUGAGUUUAUCAGCAUGCAGAGUUACAGCUUCAGGCUUGAAUACAGUAAUAGUUUGCUAUAUUUAGGGAGGCAUGAGAGGUCCAGGGGGGCUAGAUGGUUGUUUUAACACUAUAUAGGGUCCAGAAUAUUUGUUUGUGUUCCUGACCCUAUAGUGAUCCUUUAACACAAAAUAUCUCUCCUGCCUGCAGAAUUAGCAAUAUGCAAAUCUACCUAAAUAUGUGAAUUGCGAAGUCUUGCUAUUCAGGUAGUGCACACAACUGUUGCUAACAACAGAUGGCGCCAUAGAUGCUCCACAGCCAAAUGCACCUAGUUGGUAGCAAGCAUCAGCAGGGCAGGAGAGCAGGCAAAACAUUUAACAAUAAGAAGAUACAUUACACACACCCUGCACCUACAAUGGGCACAGGGUAACUUGGACAUAGGAGUAGUACAGGGUCCUACAUAGAGUGUUCGUCUGAAACUCCUGGUGAUGGUGACUAGCGACACAGAGAGAUUUCUAUGUGGACAAAAGUUACUGGAAUGGAUCGUUUUGGAUAUAAUAGGACUUGUAGUCACACUACUGGAUACUGGCCAGUUUGUCUCUGGGCUAGUGAGAGAGCGUUACAAUAUGGGGAAUAGUGAGAGAGAUGAAACGAUAUGAAAUAUAUUUUGUAUUGCAGAACCCAGUUAGCCCCAGGUUAUUAUUUGUUUACGCAGAAUACAUUGAUUCUAAUUUCAUGAGAAAUAUAUUUGAUAAAAGUAUUACUGUUUAAUAAGAAUAAAAACGCCAGAUUUCAAAACAUGAUUUGUGGUGAGUUGAUGACACAUUAAAAAAUUAGAACCGUUAAAGGACCACUAUAGUGCCAGGAAAACAUACUUGUUUUCCUGGCACUAUAGUACCCUGAGGGUGACCCCACUCUCAGGGACCCCCUCCCGCCGGGCUCUGGGGAGAGAAAGGGGUUAAAAUUUACCUUUCUCCAGCACCGGGCAGGGAGCUCUCCUCCUCCUCUCCGCCUCUUCUCCUCCUCUUCGGCUGAAUGCGCAUGCGCGGCAGGAGCUGCGCGCGCAUUCAGCCAGUUCAUAGGAAAGGAUUCAUAAUAGUGAUUUUCACAGUGAGAAGCACGCAAGCACCUCUAGCGGCUGUCAAGAGACAGCCACUGGAGGCUGGAUUAACCCUAACAUAAACAUAGCAGUUUCUCUGAAACUGCUAUGUUUAUAAAAAAAAAAAUGGGUUAACCCUAGCUGGACCAGGCACCCAGACCACUUCAUUAAGCUGAAGUGGUCUGGGUGCCUAGAGUGGUCCUUUAAUAUUUGUUACAUGAUGAACAAGGGAAGCAACAGGAAAAAUGUUGUCACCUUAAAUUUAAUCUUACAUUCCCCUGUGACAUAUGACAAAGUGUCAGUGAGUCACUUUUCGAUAAUCUGAGGCCACGGGGUGGGGGUGGGGGGAAAAGGAAAGGUUUUACAGAGUACAUUUUAUUCAGUGUAGAGACUUUAUUUUCCAACAUUAGUUAUGAACAAAGAAUUAUUAAAUGGGACAGGGAACAUGCAAUGAACAUAGUUGGUAGAGCUAAUAAAGUCUGUUUUAUGUAUGACAUUUAAUAUUUUAACUUCUUCUGUAAGCUGUUCAUGAAGCAUUAUAUUAAAGGACCACUAUAGUGCCAGGAAAACAUACUCGUUUUCCUGGCACUAUAGUGCCCUGAGGGUGCCCCCACCCUCAGGGACCCCCUACCGCCCGGCUCUGGAAAGGGGAAAGGGUUAAAAACGUACCUUUUUCCAGCGCUGGGCGGAGAGCUCUCUGCCUCCUCUCCUCCUCCGUUACGCCCCGCCGGCUGAAUGCGCACGCGCGGCAAGAGCUGCGCGCGCAUUCAGCCGGUCUCAUAGGAAAGCAUUUACAAUGCUUUCCUAUGGACGCUGGCGUGCUCUCACUGUGAAAAUCACAGUGAGAAGCACGCAAGCGCCUCUAGUGGCUGUCAAUGAGACAGCCACUAGAGGAAAUAGGGGGAAGGCUUAACCCAUUGAUAAACAUAGCAGUUUCUCUGAAACUGCUAUGUUUAUUAAAAAAUGGGUUAACCCUAGCUGGACCAGGCACCCAGACCACUUCAUUAAGCUGAAGUGGUCUGGGUGCCUAGAGGGGUCCUUUAAAGUUAAACGUGCCAUCUAUAAAUGAUCAUAUUCAGGUAGGCAUACCUCCCAAGUGUCCCUACUUAGGAGCGAUGGUCCCUAUUUUGGAUCUGAAUCCCCAGGUCCCUCUUUUCUAGAAGCUUCAUUUUGCUGGUGUGUCUGCGUGUAUAACAGAGCUCCACAGCAAUAAUACUCCCAGUAAUGUCUGAGUGUGUAACAGAGCCCCGCAGCAAUAAUACUCCCAGUAAUGUGUCUGAAUGUAUAACAGAGCCCCGCAGCAAUGAUACUCCCAGUAAUGUGUCUAAGUGGAUAACAGAGCUCCACCGCAAUAAUACUCCCAGUAAUAUGUCUUUAAACUACAAUAAACGUGUUAAGAAAUUAGUCUGUGUAAAUCAGUUGCAUAAAUUGUCACCUAAAAUGUCUCAUAAGAGCCCUGGCCACGCCCUCACCUACACCCAUACAAUUAAAGUGUCUAUAUUUGCCCAUUUGAAAUAUUGGGAAGUGUGGGUGUGUAUCAAUUUAAAUCUAUCUAUUGUGCUGGAGCAAUGUAUAGAUUAAAGUAAAUGCGUAUACCAACACAUUCUCAGUGUUUAUUUCCCAUCAUGGCUGCUGGGAACAGGUUUGUCAGAUACACUGUUUUUUGGAAAAAAAAAAAUUAGCACUUGAACCAAACAAUAUACACAUAAAGGGGGGCAGACUGUUACUAAUUAGGAUUUUUAAUAUUAUAUUUAAUUAUUACCUAUAUUUAAAACAAUAUGUAUUUGGGAGGUGUGUAAUAAUUUAAAUAUAGAAAUCCAAACCUCUCCAUCUUUGUUCUGUCUGUCAUUGCUAUGAGCUCUGUCUUUGCACCCGGCAAUCAGCAUAGAGAAUAGAUACCGAGAAUAAAAGAGACCAAACAAUGUUUCUAUUUCUUUUACUCAUUUGCAAAAUAUGCCUUGUCUGUGCCAGGACUGAACUAGAUUGUGAUAUCGUUUAAGUCUUUAAUAUGAUUGUUAAAGAAAUGGUCGCGCCACAUGACUUUACAGGUCAUUUUCAGUUCCUUACCCCUGAAUAAGUGGAGUUCCUGAUUUUUGUGAAAUGUUUAAUAAACUAUGUAUUGCAAUCAUAAAUUCUAAAAAGGAAACAUGUCUGGUGACCUGGGACAUAAAACUAAUAUGGGAAAUAACUUGUCACAGCUGAGCAUAAUGAAUACAUCUUACUAAAGAUACAAUUUUUCAUAUUUUUGCAGUCUUUAAUUUAUUUUUUGCAAUCCUUAAUUUUAGUUUACAUGGUAUACCAGGAAAAAAAUUGUCCCUUCCAGCCUUCAGAUGACCCAUCAUAUUUUUUUAAGUGCAUUGUGUAGCUCAUGCAUCCAAUACUAAAAAAUAAAAAAAUAAAAUAAAUACUUGCACGUGAAGUUCCUGAAUUUGCAGAAAAUCCCUAAUUUUUGUGGCUUUUGCAGUGAACUGUGUUCAGACUAGCAGGUUACACCGCUAAUCAUGAUACUUUUUUAAGUAUCUUUCUAAAGUAGUUUGGGGGGAUAUCUAUUAAUGGAACAUUAUAGGGUUAGGAAUACAAAUGUGUAUUCCGAACGCUAUUGUGCCCUCUUGGUCGUUUAGGUCCCUGGCCCCCACCUGUAGGAAGGUCUUGUCAUAGUGUUGGAAUCGAAGCUGCUGUCCAGCCUUCUUGGCUGAGCUGGAGAUCGGUGAUCUCUGCAAGUAAUGCUCAUCUAUAGGAAAGCAUUAGGGAGGCUAGUGCGCAUGCACUUCAAAAUGCUGCACUGUGCCAAUUGUGAUGGUCUUUAUGAGACUGUGCCUGAUAGACAUAUCAGAGUUUUACUGUGUGACAGCCACUGGAGGCAUUUAAAUCCUGCAGAAUGCCAAUGUUUUCACUUGCAGGGUUAAAAGCCCCUACCUUUAAAUUACUCUGCCGCAGGACUAUAUGGGCACAACUGAGUUUUUGUGAAUGUAGUUUAGUAUUCAUACAGUAUAACGCUAACCACUAGACUGCAUUUCCCUUUAAAUACUUGCUGUUAAUUUUGUACAUCUGUGUUAUUAAAGAAACUGCAAGAUGGGGUGUACGGGGUAGGUUUAUGGAGACAAGAAAUUAAUUUAAAGGGCUUACCAGUUAAAAUGUCUGUGACCGAACCUACACAAUGCGACUAACAUACAGUGUAUCUUUAUGUCCUUUAAACAUCUUGUUAAAAAAGUGCAAUUGCUUUAAUUGUCAGUGCACUUUAAUAGACUGCAUUGCUCUCUCUUCUGCUUAGACCGCUUCCUAUACAUUUUUGGUUCUGCAUUUAGUUGGCACGCUUCAUGUUUUACAUAUCCGGUGAGCCGAUUAGACCCUCUACCUGAUUUGGAAUGAAAUUAUUACUGUAAACUUUGAUAUAAUAAUAAUAACAGGGGUUUAUUCGCUAAACACUGAAUUGUAGUUGAUUGAAAAAUAAAUUGGUCAAAGUGGGCAUCGAUGGCCAAACUAUGACUAUAUAGAUUUUUCAAUUCACGACCGUUCGGGGUUCUUAUGAUGAAUUCGAUGUUGUGUUUAACGGAUGCCAAUUACAUUCUCCCUCUCCCACCAGCAGGAAGAUGUGGUCAGGAUUCCGGUCCAGAUGCAGCUCGAAAUUGAGCAGAUGAAAGUUAUGGGUCGAAUUUCACAGCUGGAGCAGGAAAUCAGAGAGCUGCAGCUACAGCGGCGUGAGCUCACUAUUGAGGUAACCUGCGCCUUUUGGUCAUGCCAACACUGUUAACCUUGUAAAUGUCAGAGGAUUGUACAGUAAUCUAAAUCAUUUUUUAAAACCUUUUUUUUUAAAAUUUAAUUAAGUUGCUUGUCCCACCGUUCUUAAAGAUAUUAACUGGGGAAAGGUAACUUUUUCUUAUUUUCUGAAUUAGCAGAGCUUUUUUCCCCCUACAAAACAUUUACUGGAAGGAAGGCAUUGAUCAUUCCUCUGGCACUGAAAGGAUACAAUACAAUCCAUUUUUUUUUCUUUGUUUUUUUUUUUGUAUGUAUUGGGGCUGAUGUGUAUUAUGGUCAUUGCUGCCGCCCAGGAAUAGUGGGAGUUUGAGUGCAUGACUUAAUUUUGUAUGUUUGGAUAAAUUGUAGCAAUUGUCAUUCUUUAGGCACUCUGAUAAUCUUACUAAAAAUUUGUUUAUUGAGGAAAUACAGGUGAUAAUAAGCAGAGGGUUGUUUAUGAAUAUUUUUAGAAUUUGUUCCCAAUGAGUGAACUCAGAAAGUUAGACUCUAGGUAGUUACGAAGGGGGUUAUUUACUAAACAUCACAUUUUACUGCAUUGGAAACCAAACUGCAGAAUCUAGGAAGUGAAUAGAGCUAAACUAGAACAUUUUCACAUUUUUUGUCCCAAUUGUUGCAAUAUAGCUUUCAAUUGACUACAAAUUGGUAUUUAGUGAAUACGCCCCUUGGUGUAGCUGGAAUGAUGCUGGCUGGUAAGCUGACUGUGGUGAGAUCUUUACAUGUUCUCCUGUUUGGACAAGUUCUGCACAAGACAAGUCAGUUCCUACCUAGAGACAUCCGCUAAAGAGAUCACCCUCAUUAAAUUAAGUUAGGCUAAACUCGAGUUGACUCAGCAUUUCCCUUAAAACAGCACUGUCAAAGUCUGUGGACUUGCAGAAUUCGCAAAGACCCUCAAUGGUGACGUCACCGCUGGAGAUCCGGUGGACAGGAGUGGGGGGAGUGCAGGUAAAAGUGAGGUUUUUUUUUUACCCACCUAAACCUGUCCACUGCGGAUGCAACCAUCGUCUUCCGGUGGGUCGUGGGGCAGCAAAGAAAAAGCUAUCAAGGAAUUAUUAGAUCUACAUUGUAUACAAUUUCCACAAAACGCUACUUGUUAUACAUUUUAAAUUUUUUAAUUUUUUAUGUUUGGCUUGGAUUGGCAGUGUUUUUUGUAAGUUUCCCUUAUGCUUAUUUAUAUGAUCUGGAUAUAAAUCUGCUGGGGUAGAAUCUGGAGAACUACAAACGAGAUAUUUGACUGGAGCCUUAAAAGUUUGCAUUCUCUGUCUCAGUUAUAUGUGAGUUGGAUAACGAAUGGUUGCAUUAUUGAAUUGUGAAUAUGUAAUAUACUUGUAUUGUAGGUUAUAAUUUACUUAUUUUUAAUGUGCUCUCAUCUAUUUUUCGAUUAUUUUAAGUUUACAGCGUGUAUUGCAUUGAUGGAGGAGAAACAAAAACAGUGGGUGCUUUAAUAUUUGUAAAAUAUAGGUAAUAGACUAAAAUAAUAUUAAAAAUAAUGAGAAAUGGGGGAGGGGCUUGAAUGCCAUGCAGAGUGAAAUCAAAGUGCCAUAGCUCCUCUUAUGCAACUACAUUUUUUACUACUAUGACUGACUGGUCAGAUUUAGUUGACUCCCAGAUAUUUUUGUCUAACUGGGAAGACCUGGUGAAUGGGUUGAUACAACUCAAGCAGCAUUUUUUUUUAUCUUAGUCCAGUCCCAAUGCUUUGGCAGCCUUCCUGUGGUGAAGAAGCUGGAGAGGCUGUUACCCUCCUGAAUUGUCUUGUGACUUCAUCUAGAGCCGUUUUUUCACCCCUGUUGACCAGUGGGGAUAAUUCUGGUUUCCGUGUCCAGAGCAGCUUCAAUGGCUUCUGCCACAGGUUGAUCGGCUGGCCUGCUAACUGCUACAAACUGAUCAAAGAUGGUGAAUGUUACCUUGCCGAAAGUGGGCCAGACACUUUUACAUGUGGACUCUCUGCUCGGCGCCUUUGACAUCUGCUCGAGAUUUUGGGGCAAUGCUGGACCAGUGGACUUCCCCAAUUCCCAGCCAUCAGUCAGGCUUUAUGCGCAUCGAUCAUGUGUUACGAGAACUCACCUGGGCCAUGGGCCUCCACCAAUCCUUACGUUGUCUCUUGUGUCACCCUCUUCAAUGCUGACUCCGUAAUUAGAAGUAGUGGUUUGCGAUCCUAGAAGUCGGAUGACUUUUACAUAAUAAUGGCCCAAUGAGGGGACUCCUUGUGCACCGUGAAGGAUAUGCUUUCUUAAGUGAUUAUAGGCAUUUUAUCAUGCUGCCCUUAACUCCUGCUCCAGUGGUUUUACUUGUUUUCUUCUGAUAUAUUUAAGCUGUUCGUUUAACAUGAGAUAAUUAAAAAUUGUGCAAAAAUCUUGACAUGUAUGGCAUAAUCUUGUUGACCCUAAUCUUAUAUUUUACCAUGACAUGUCUUUACCUCUUGUGAUAGAGUUAAUGCAAUACAAAUAUAAAAAAAAUGGAAAAACAAUAAUGAGAAAUGAGUUACUUUUUAAUACUCUACGUAAUUCAUCAUGUAGCUUUUUACAUUUUAUUAAUUUGCGAUACGUUAAUUCAGCUAAACUUGCUAAUGCAUGCGUCUAAACCUUCCAGAGUUCCAGAACAGUCCCAAUUUUCAUGUCCUGUCCCACCAUCCCAACUUUGUUCACUGGUGUUCUGCUUUUGGGGACACCCAGGAACUGUUUUCAAAAAGUGCAGUGCAAGAUGUGUUCGCUCUACACUCUGGGUCCCUCGGAUGCUAUCGCACCCCCACCCCCCGCUCAGGACGCUGCUGCUUUUAACACCAGUGUUGGGGGUAUGUUAAUGUCUUUGUUUUACUUUGCCAAGUUUUUAACCACUUCUCUGAAGAAAAACAAAACAAAAUAUAUUACUUUUAUAUUCGCUCCACCUCUGAAUACCUCUUUAAACCACAUUCCCUGAGCACUCUGCGUUCUUGGACCCGCCACACCUCUCGUAACCCACACUACCUGUCAGGAAAGCUCACUGGUGUUGCCAACACCUCCUAUUAAAUUAUCAUUGUCAUCAGAUAGUGUAUAUAAAACAUCUUGUAGCACUGCCUGUAACUUUUUUAUUGAAAAAUGAAAUAUGCACUGAAUAAAUACGCACUUUUUACCUUUUUGUUUUUAUUCAUUUAUUUUUUAAAUAAAAUUUUAUUAAAAACACAAUAAAAAUAUCUAGCUAACUUUAGCAUUUAAUUUUGGAUAGUGCUCUCCGUAUCAAUGCUUUUCUGGCUGGAUUUCAUUUUGCAAAUUCCUGAGUGGGCUGCAUAAUUCUAAUUCUUUGUGAGCUGUAGACCACCAGAAUUUUCCAAAAAUUAUUUCUCAUGUUUUCUGAGAAAACACAAUGCUAACUGCUUGAUACAUAUUAAGGAGAGGUAACCGAAAACACAGCAGUAGGAUCUUUUUCUACCCUAUAUUUUCUAAGUGUCACACCUUUGCCAGUGUUUAGCGCUAACCACCUGAUAAUCUUGUUCAAUAUGUACAGUUUCCCCCAGAACGUCUGCUCUUUUGGUUUCAUUCCCAAACCAUCCAUCAUACUUUAAAACCCCUCCCCCAACAAACUGCGGUAGCGUCACUAUCCUUGACUCCCCCGCACCCUGACAAACCAGUAUUUCCAGACUAUUCUCAUUUAUAGGAGGAACCGAAACCUGAAAGGGGGGGUGGGGUUGGGAUGGCACAGUGUAGUCUGGGAAUAUAUAUAUCUAAUUAAAAACAGGAGUUGGGAAUUUUACGAUUCAUAAAAAUUGCCAAGGGGCUUAUAACCUCAGCCACCCCUGCUAAGAAAACAUAAACUUUUCCAUUUAAGAAAUGUAGAAGAGAACAUAAAAUGACAUUUUAUGGCCUUAUAGGUGCUGCGGACUACAACUCCCAUGCUACCCAACUGAUUACAUGCAUGUGAUAAGAAUUGUAGUUCACAGCCACAGAAUCUGCGUGAACAUCUCACAAUUGGUAAAGGCGAUUUGGAAGAAGUUUAAAGAAAUAAACAGAUCACUGAAGACACUUAUAUAAAACACAUAAAAUUAAGUAGGAAAUUAAUUUAGAUCACAAUCAAACUGUUUAGUGAAUGAGCCUCGUGGUCUGUCGUUGGCACUCAUUGUCGAUGAAGUCUCCAAACAUUAUUUUGGUUUCCUUUUAAGCAGAUCUGCCUUGGUUGGAUCUAGCACUAGUUUCUUUUCCUUCGUACAUAUUCUACAAAACAAAUGUUUUUUUUUUUUUUUUUUUAAACAUCUAUUAAGGAUAGAUAUCUUCCAACUGUAAUCCUCUACAUCAUUGUUAAAAUAUUGCACGUGCGCAUUGUCAUACGGACAAAAAGGAAGAACCGGAUUUGUGAACCUUUCUGUAAGCCGUGGUAAAGAGUAAGCAAAAAUAACUCAUAUUUUAGGUUGGGCUAUCAAUUUUUAGCAGGCCAUAAUUCUAGAAUUCAGAACCCAAAAACAAACCUGCACCCCAAUAAACAACUGUGUCAUACUUGAGCACGUAUGAAAUUCUGCCCUGUAUACACAUUAUGCCCAUACCUCCCAGUUGUUUCCUGUUUAGUUGUAUUUUGAGCCCAAAUAUCUCACUGUUCCUCUCUUUAUAUCUUAAUGUCCCUGAAAUGUUUGGUAUUUAGGAGAUUAUCGUGGAGCAUCACAGCAAUAAAACUCACAGUAAUGGGUCUUUAAAUCACAAUAAAUGCGUUUAGGAACCAGUUUGUGUAAAUCACAUGCUAUGGUGUUCUAAAUCCUAUGUUCAUUUAUAGACAUGAUUAUAAGGAGGUCAUGAUUUAGUCUAAAACUGUCCAGGAAUUUCUGCACUCCCCCUCCCCCCCCCAACCUUUAAAGGUAUGUCUUCUUGUCUGCUUAAUUACCAAUAGAAAUUCUAUUAUGCCGCACAUGGGCACAGCAACCAGAAAAAUGUUGAGAGGGUUUGCUAAUGCUUAAACCACCCUUAUAUUUUUCCCUGAAUUAAACCAAGAAAUUCAUGUAGAUUGUUUAUAUUUUUGUGUGUACAAAAAGUCAAACCAUCUUGCUCUCGAUAUACAUACCAAUUACUUGCCUGCGGCUUAUCAGCAGAGUUAUAGAAGCAGGUAUAGAGAUAGCACCCCUAGGACUUAUUCAAAUUAGUUCAAAUAUAACUUUUGUUGCUCAAAAAAUUAAAAUAGAUGUUCCAGUUUGCCAAAUCAAACUUUCUUAAUAUGUUGCAGAACAAAAUGUAUUUUAUUGAAUGCUGUUCUGCUAGUAUAAACUAUUUUUUUUGUUUAGUUUGUACUCUUUUUGUUUAUAUCUUCAUAUACAAUUUUGUCUUGUAUGCAGUAUAAACGUACUGCAUAUAUUGAUGUAAAAAUAAAAAACCUUUAAUAAAAAAUAUUUGAAAAAAACUGCAGAGAUAUUUCCUUAUUCCUUAAAAGAACCCGUCUGUCAAUGUCACUAUUUGCUCCGCCAGCCCGUACAGAACUUGUCCACUGUUUAUAUUCUGUGGCUGAACAGGUGUGCACCGCAGUCUGGGUGUAUUGACACUGAAACAAAAGAUUAACUGAUACAACAGGACACUUGUUUUCUUGAGCAAUGUCAAGUUUUGAAGCACUGUGUCUGAGGAACAUUCACAGGCACAAAGCAACCACGGUCAAAAGCAGAAGAAUGGUGCACUAGAGGUCAGUGCAAGGUCUGUCGUUUGGCCAAAUCCUUUCUUGCAUCGCUCGUCACAUCCUUUAGAAAUGGCACUAGCUUUCUUUUCUGGUCCAUCUUUGUCGGCUGGAAGACUAAUUACCUCGCCGCUCCUGAUUGCUGAGAAUCUACAUAGUCUGACAGUACAUAGAAUUUAAUUUACACUUCUAGUCUGCACAUUGUGAAACUCCUGACUUGUUUUUCAACUAUUCAAAGUUAUUUUUCCUUAUGAUGACGCCAAGCCUAUAAAUUGUGAUCUCUAUUUUGCUGUUUUUGACAGGAAGCAAAAAACAAAACAUUUAUUGCAAUUUUGGGCUCUGCUUGCAAGCUGUCUUAAUAGUGUUAUUGGAUUUCCAUAGAAUUUAACAUUAGAAGUUUGGAGGAAUUUCUCUCAUUUUGGAGAUUUUUAGUAUGCGUUAUCAAUUAUGUGUUUAUUUAUUUGUAGGGAUUUUCUGACCAAACUCCAAAAUAUAUCACAAACAGCAGUAAUAUCUUCAAAAACAGUCCUUGUCCCUUUGAUUAAAGGCAAGCAUUUAACGUCACGUAGACUACUCCCAUUAGGCUAAGACAGUCUUAGAGGUAUGAUCUGUAUGGGUAUUCACUAUUAUAAUUGUUUUUAUUUUCAGGACAGAAAUGUAUUGAAAAGCCGGAAACAUUUUUUUCAAAGUUAGCUUUUUCCCUUUCAUUUCUGCUCCUCCCAGUUUUUCCCAUUUAGGAGGGAUAUUAUUCCUGGGGAUAGAAGAGUUCCUCGUGGGAGGUGCUUAUUUCUCACAAAGUCUCUCUUUCUGUUUAUUGCAGGUGGAAAUGGAGGUGGCUUUGCUGGAAGGAGAGCUGAGGACAGAAAGAAAGAAGAUGGAACAGGAUGAGGCACUCAUACAGUCUUUACAUGAGCAAUUGAGACAGACGGAGGGGAGGUGGCAGGAAGAAAAAGAAAAGGUAAUAUUUGGGCACACCUAUUUACACAGAACAUUUUCUGUCAUCACCUGAAUGAAUGCAUCUUUUAUAUCUGCUUAUCAGAAUAAUUAUCAUCUCAAAGACCUGUCCUGUGUUAUUUGAAUACAGAUAUUGGUCCCUUAUUUAAUACUUGAUUCACAGCUGUAAAGAACGAUACCUUUUACUCAUUAGUUCUGUUUAGUAGUCUCAGCACAGUGGAUUCACCUUUUAGGAAUUCUUGAACUUCACAUCUAUGGAUUGCCAAUUUUUGUUUUGCUGGACAAACAUCUCUUAUUAAACUGCUUUGUUGAAAAUACUGACUGAGCCACAGAUUAGAGUCUUCGCACAUUGCUGUGAGACCAGCCGCUUACUUUCAUUUUAUUACACCACAGGAUAAGCUACGGUUGCAUGAUGAGAAGAAGAAAGUGCGGGAUCUUGAGAAGAAGAUCGCAGAGUGUCGUGCGCAGCUGGACAAACAACCAGAGAGUUUACGGGAACAACUACGGAAGCAGAUACAGGAGGUGAGCAGAAGUAGGGUGGGCUGAUUAGGAUUUUAUACCAAUGGAUGAUAACUUGUGGUCCUUCUGUUGACUCAGGAGAUGAAAGGUUCUACUUCCAUCAGAGUUUAUAGACUUUUAAGACUGUUUGAUUAAUUUUAUUAUACUUUUUAUUAUUAAUUAAAGGAUACGAUACGUUAUGACCUUUUUAGAAGGGUUUUACUUUUAGAAAUGUCUCUGACUUACCCGAUUAAAGUGCUUACUAUUUAUAAGGUAGUUAAUGCUCGAUAGUUGUAGUUUGAGUCUCACAUAGAUCGUGUGAUUCCUGAAGUUCUUAGGUCUACCUGCCUGUGAUCCUUCUGUGAACGAAAUUAGAUUUUUAGGCAUUGAAUAUACUCAGUGCCUGGAAGGGUGCCCAGGUGUUUGGUUCACUGCUCGGUUGUCCCCUCUAGAAGAAGAAUGAGGAUGCGCAGGUGUCACUUUUCCAUCUAUGUCUUUUCCAUAUUUGGUGAAAAAUAUGUAUUGGGUCAAUUAAUCAGAUUUUUCAGUAGAUAAUGCAGGGUGACAUUAUAUUGUGUCCAUUAUCCUGUGAAUUGUUUGGAGGUUGUUCAGCUAUCAGGUCUAGAUGCUUCAUUCUCUCCAAGGUGGUGGAGAGUGCCCAGUUACCUUUGCUACCAUUUUUUUAAUUGAUGGUUAGAAUGGUGUGUAACCCAGACACUGUCACUGUGCUAUAUUCUUUGAUAGUCAUUGUGGUGGUGGAGUGUGCUACCACAUGGGUUCUUACGUUGGUAACUCUCACACUGUUUAUAGGCAGUGCAUUUUGUUUACUGGUCGUUGAUUCUUAGAUGAAAGCGUUUGUUAUUCACUCUGUGUUAAUUGCAGAUGACGGAGUCUAUGGAAUUAGCUGUGAAAUCUUUUGAGGACUUGGAGUUCCAACAGCUGGAGACAGAGAGUGGCCGAGAGGAGGAACAUGAAGCUGCAUACAGACAGAUCUCACAAAACAUAUCCAAGCAACAAAAUGAGCUUAACCGAAGGAAGGUAAGUGGUAUCACCACCAGACAUUUGUGUACAUUGUAUGUAUUCAUUGUGCAUUCAACAGCCUCAGGAGAAUUCUCUGUGCCCCUUGGUAUAGAUGUUUAUUUAAAAGUCUUAUCUUAACAAUGUAGAAAUGAGCCGUAAAAUUGAACUUAAUGCUGAUUUAAACUAGUAGGGACUGUGUGCCAAAUCAGCCUUUAAAUUAACUCAAUUAACUCCUUUUUUCCCCCCUAGGACAAAGUUUUGCGCCUAGAAGAGCAGAUAAAGGGCGCAGAGGAGCAAGCCGUGGCAGAGAGACAAAGGAUUAGUGAGCAAAAUGCCCAAGUCUUCCAGUCUCUAAAUCAGGUAUUGGUUUAUAUUUGUACUUUACGAUCCAGUAUGGAAACAAUGGGUAGAAUGAGAUGGGCACUAUACUGUGUACAGGCAGGAUGGGACGGUGAGGUGGACACUGUACUGGGUACAGUCCUGAUCUGACAGUGAGCUGGGCACUAUAAUGGCUACAGCCCAGAGCUAGGCAUUAUACUGGGCAAAGGCUUAGUCUGAUGGCGAGAUAAGCCGUAUACUAUAUGGAAAGAUUGUGUGCUGGGCACUGUUCAUUGCAGAGAGAUGAAGAGCUGGGCACUGUGCUGUAUGGAGGCAUGACGAUCUAUGCAGUGUUCUGUCGUGUGCUGUAUUCCCGAAAGACAUACCUGUAUAUAAUCUCCUCUCCUGGUUGUGUAGACCGUCAGAACUAGAACUUGAGAACUAUGGAGCCAAGUACUGAAAGCAAUUUCCUAUAAACAACUAUGUGAACAUUCUUUCUCCAACAGAUUUAAGUAGAAAAUGUUUUGCAUCACAAUUCAACAAAUAUUUAGCAUAACCUGUAAAAUACAAACAGAAAAAUCUAGAACCACGUCUGGCUCCACUGGGCAUAGGGACAGAAUGCAGGGUUUAAUGGGUUUACACUACCUAGAAAUAUCCUUAGGGUUCCACCUUUUAAAGUCACUUUAAUUUGAUUGGCACAAAAUAUUGAGGUCACAGAGAUCAAUGAGAGAAACGCUGUCUUUACACAUGUUAUGAGGGGCACUUACUUAAAUACAAUAAUAUUUUUUUGAUGUCGGGAUGAACUAAAAGACUGCCCAGUGGCCGUGGUUGAUAUCUUUACCAGCUUAGAGGGAGACUAAUCUUUUCAGCGAUCCUUGGGUUAUAUGUGUAUAAACUCUGUCCCUCUUGUAUAAUGUUAAAUACUUUAGUUAAUAUUGCUCUCGUAUGUCAUGUCAGUGACCAUGUGUUUGUACUCUAGGAGAAGAAUCGAUUGCUGGCACUUGGAACCAAAGACUCUGAUCAAAAGGAAAAGGUGGAAAGCCCUCUGAGAAAAGUAAGACAGAAACUAGACUUCGGUCAUCUGUCAUCUUCUGACACCUAGUGGUCGAUUAAACAAAUUUCACUCACUUUCCCUGCCCUCAGCACAUUGGAUAUUUUACAUUUGAGACUGUACGUCUUCCAUUUAUUUCCGUUGUCUAGUUUUGGGCUCCAUGCUUAACUUGUCUUAUAUUUUUCCGUCCACCAGGGACUCCAGAGAACCUCCAGCUUGCCACGAAGACGAGGAAAUGCCCCGUUCGUCCGGCCUACCGACCGGCCAGUUUCUCUUCACAGCAGCAGUAAGUGACCACUGUGCUCAGAGAGUACUUCCUUUCAAGGUGGACCUGCCAUCUACAAAUAUUAAAUAUAAAUUGGCAAAUUCUAAAAAGUAAUCUAUACUUUGGGAUUCCAAAUCAUGCAAAUGUAUAUGUUUAUAUUUAUAAAUUUAUAAGAUCUACUUACCUGAAACUUGGGUCCAAAUCUCUGCCAUGGACUUGUUGUGCUACCACAAUUUAUAGGCCAAGGCUACACUGGAGAGAUAGUGGAACUCAGUACUUGGCAUGGUAUAAGCAGAUAGAUGCAUGAAUACACCAUGCAUAUUGUCUAUAAAGCUAAAACGUAAAAUAAUAUUAUUGUUAUUAUUACUAUUAAAGAGAUAUUUUCCAUAUCUGGUAUUUUGGAUACAUUUUGCAGAUGGUGCCAUGGUUAUCUUUUUAACCCCUUAAGGACACAUGACAUGUGUGACAUGUCAUGAUUCCCUUUUAUUCCAGAAGUUUGGUCCUUAAGGGGUUAAAGGGAUACUAUAAGCACCAAAACAACUUUAGCUUAAUAAAGCAGUUUUGGUGUAUAGAUCAUGCCCCGGCAGUCUCGCUGUUCAAUUCUCUGACAUUUAAUCACUUUGUCUAUGCAGCCCUAGGCACACAUUCCUGUGUGUGACUAACAUUGCCUUCCUAAAUAACUCAAAAAAAAAAAAAGUUAAGAUGUUUGUUCCCCUUAUUGCACAGUGUGUUUAAUUUAGAAUUUCUUCUCACCUGCUCUUUCAAUAGCAUACUAGAGCCUGUAGGAACCUCCUGUGUGUGAUUAAAGUUCAACUUGCAGAGCAGUCGCAUCUGGGGAGGUGUGGCUAGGAGUGUAUAAACAGAAACAAGUGAUUUAACUCUUUAAUGGCAGUGAAUUGAGCAGUGAGCCUGAAAGGUCAUGAUCGAUACACAAAUACUGCUUCAUUAGGCUAAAGUUGUUUUGGUGCUUAAAGUAUCCUUUUAACUAUCACAAUGAGUAUCUUAGUUACUAACAUAAGGUCUGGGGUUUUCCACCGUUUAUGGCAGACCUGUUAAAUAAAACUGUGGAGUACCUGGUGCUUUCUACAUACAUCACUUAUAACAGUAAUUAUUUCACAGUACAGGGCUGACAGUUUCACUGGGCCUCUCUUUAUUUAAAAUAAUGAUUCUGCUAAAAAUGACUAGUUGCUUUGCAGAUGCAUGUCGUUUUACACUGACCUCCAUUUACUCUCUGAUAUCUGUGUCACCGCAGCCAAUCACUGGUGACAGCUGACUAAGUUAGUGUUAAAGAGAUACUCCACUGCCCAAAUCCCUCAAAAAUAAAAAUCACUGUCAGAAUGAAAACAUAAAUUUUUUUACUGUGGGUAUAUGUAAAAACUGACAAAAUCUGCAGAACUCUUGUAUGUGGCCAUUGCAAGUCCACCCCUUCUAACACCGCCCAGACUUUCUGUGGCUGUCCAAUCACAGACUCAAUGAAAAGCCUUUGUAAGGCAGGUGAUAAAAGUAAAUAAUUUUUUUUUUUUUAAAUCUGCACUUUUUGUAAAAUGAAGACCCUUGUUUAUACAUAAAAUUGUUACGGGGGCAGGGGGCACUAUCGAUUUACUAGGGAUCUUGUGCAUUCUUUUUUUAAGUUUGUGAUUCUAAUAAAAAAACAAAUAAAAAUAAUAAUGAUUUAAGGGUAUAUUCACUAAACUGGCAAUUGUACAGACUUUGAACAGGGAAUAGUACCGUUUAGGUUAAAAUAGCUGAGUUUCAAAAGUACCUGGUUGGUGAAUUUUUGAAAAUAUAGAAAAUAAAAAUAGAUUUUUGUACCACUCAAGGUUGACAUAGCAUCAUGGGAUAUGUAGCUCUAUAACAUCCGAGAAUCUGCAUUUGGCCACCCUGGGUUGCAAGAUGUUUUACAUCUUAAGUCUUUUGAUAAGUAAUUCGAUAGUAGUUUGGUUAAAAUAUAGCUCUAAAGAAUUAUAAACUUCUGAACUAGUUUAACUAUUCAGAUUUUAAAUAUUGACAGGGUUAUUCACUGAAGUGGAAAUUGAUGGAAUUCAAAGAAAAUUUUAAAUUUAAAGGAACACUAUAGUCACCUAAACAACUUUAGCUUAAUGAAGCAGUUUAAGUGUAUAGAUCAUGCCUCUCAGGUUUCACUGCUCAAUUCACUGCCAAUUAGAAGUUAAAUCACUUUGUAUCUGUUAAUGCAGCUCUUGUCACACCUCCCUGGCUAUGAUUGACACAGCCUGCAUGAAAAAAAACUGGUUUCACUUUCAAUCAGAUGUAAUUUACCUUAAAAUUUGUUUCUCUUUCUCUGUAAAUUGAACAUUAAUCACAUACAAGAGGCUCUUGCAGGGUCUACCAAGCUAUUAACAUAGCAGGCGACAAGAAAAUCUAAAUUAAACAGAAUUUGCAAUAAAAAAAAAUGAUAAACUUUAGAUGACUUUUUACAGGAAGUGUUUAGGAAGGUUGUGCAAGGUACAUCCAGGGAGGUGUGACUAGGGUUCAUAAACAAAGGGAUUUAACUCCUAAAUGGCAGAGGAUUGAGCCGUGAGGCUGCAGGGGCAUGUUCUAUACACAAAAACUGCUUUAUUGAGUUAAAGUUGUUUUGGUGACUAUAGUGUCCCUUUAACGUCAAAAUAGUUAAACUGUAAAAAUUCCAGUCCCCUAAUGUUUCACUCAGUUUAGGAAAUAAGUAAAUGUUUAAGCAGCUUAUUAUUUUGCUACUAACAGAUGUAGUUUUUUUUGAGCAGAAAAAAUAUUUGUAAUCUUAAAAUCUGUUUAUUUCCUGGCAGUGCGCGAAAUUUCUGUUCUGUAGAUAGUGGUAAAUGUGAAAUGCUGCAAGGAUUUUCUUUUUUGUUUUGGCGAUUUUGAGUUUACAGUGGAAAUUCACUCCUGCUGUGCCAAUUAUAAAAGCCAUCACUUACCUAUAAUAAAACUGUAGCAGCAAGAAAACUAAAAAAUACCUGCAGAAAUUUUGGAAAUAUUUAAAAUAGGUCUUUUCUUUUUUUCACAGCAUGUUUGCAGAGCGUUGGUCUUGCGUUAAAUCUUGCCGUGUCCUCUCAAAGCACGGCUGGUAAAAUCGGCCUGUCUCUCAGCCCAAAUCUUCUGAGCGCUCGCAAUCGUAAUAUCCAAGGGGAAGAGAGGAGAACGUCAAACGAAGGGAAAACCCCAAAUUGUCCCCCCAAAUCUUCACUGACCAAUGGGUAAUUAUAAAUUAGGAUCUCUGCUUCUUUAAUAAAUUACUCGGAAAAACAUGAUGACCUGUUCUAUCACUGUAAGACAGAUGUUACCUGCGAAUCAUAUGAGUUUAACUCAACCAGUAAAAUGCUCUAAUCCAGGGGUAGGCAACCUUUGGCAUUUCAGGUGUUGUGGACUACAUCUUCCAUAGUGCUCGUACAGCCACAAUGCUGGCAAAGCAUCAGGGGCACAUCUGCUGUGCCAAAGGUUGCCUACUCCUGCCCUAAUCCAUACAAUUCAGAGGGAAGAAAUUGUCAAAUUGUGCGGAAACUCAGAAUGGGCUUUCUUACCUCCCAGUGACUUGUGGGUUGCUAUCUACUGGGUAACAUAGAACCUUCCUAUUUGCUGGUUAACAGAUUGUCCAUCAACCUCUAGUCGUCGUCUGCUUAGAAGAUUCUGCAAGACUUGGUUGCUUGUGAGCGCUGGGUGUUAAUGCUGUUUUUAGGGGCCCAGUCUGAAAUAUAAGGUCUUGGGUUAGAAAAAAAAAAAAGAAAUAAGCACACUAUUAUGGGUGGGGAGACAUGGGGCUAUUGAGGUAAUUAAUUAGAGAUGAAAAACCAGAGGAGAGAACAUUUGGGAUAAAAAGAUAUAUGGACGAUCAGAUAGGUGAAAGUCAUAAACCAUGAACAUAAAUUUACAAGAUUAUCAAUGAAAGUAGUAACACUUGCUAAACAAACAAUUAACAAAAAGUCAUCAAAUAACAUGACCAUACCAAUUUAAAAAAAAACCCCCAGAAGAUCAUAACGGGAUAAAUAAUAGUUAUCAAUUAAGUAGUGAUAGUAUAGGGAGGGAGGUGGAAUAGAACACAAUUUUAAGUAGUAAUAAGUAGUCCAGGACUUCUUGAAUAUAUCUUCCAGCUCUGUGUUGAACCCAUAGCGCUAAAAAUAUUUAACCCAUUGAGUGCCAGAGGUGUGCGCACAAUUCUUUGCUCACAAAAUAUUGGUUAUUAUCCACGGUAUUGCCGGUAUUAUGCAAUACAGAAGUCCUAAAAUUCUUAAUUCCUAGGGUACAGGGGUGUCCACAUUUGUUUCAGUUUCGUGAAGAUGAUCUAUUUUUUUUUUAAAGAGACAUACAUGCUGUGAGUGUUUUCCUUUCAAUCUGCUGGCUUCCGUUUGUGGCUCGAACGAGAACAGAAUGAAAUGAUGCAUAUCUUACAUGUAUCACUGUAUUAUAAACCACUAACAAGUGCAUGUGCCUUGAGUUUGUUAACACAUUAAUGUCAGCUGUUAGUGCCAACUAAGUUAAUAGACUACUACUGGUUUACAGACUAAUGGGCUGGUUUUUAAUCCAUUUUUAAAUAAUUAACAUGUUAAUGACCGACUGUUUGGUUUCUAGCCCAGUCAGUGCUGUCAAUGGCUUGAGUGGUGUAUGUACACUAUUAAGUUGUUUUUCUGGAGAGAGAGAGGGCAUGGCUAAUAAGGCAGGCCUUAGGGGCAGCAUUCUGCAAAACAUUAUUUUUUUUUUGCAAAAAAUAUUAAGAUUUGUACAUGCAUAAAAUACAGCAUAUUAAUGAAGCCAAAAACUAUCAAAUGCAUUAUAGUUGUAUUGGUGCCCAGCGUGUCCCUUUAAACAUUUUAUAAAACUUUUUUGUUAGCUUAGUAAAAUACAUUUGUCAGGUAGUUGUAGGAUAGCAUAUAUAUUACUGAAGACCAUAUUAAAUAUCUGAACUGUUAUAGUAAUUAGAAGAGUUUCAAGGGGAAUAUUACUCAAUUGCAUGUUUGUUUUAUAUAUUCAAGAUCCUUACCUAAAAUAGCUGAGAUUGAACGCCAGUUGCGGGAGGCCAUGGCAGAGAAAGAGCGCCUUCUAAAGGCCAGGGUGAGUACACACAUUCAAAUGUUCUAUUUAAACUUUUUUUUUUUUUUUUUUUUAACAAGCAUUUCUGUUGUAAUUGCUGCUUAAGUUUAUUCAAGAUAUGAUACUUGCAAAAAAUCUUAAAAAAAUAAAUAAAUCCUCAAUGAAUUUAGUAAAUCACAUUUUAGUAACUGUUGAGCCAGGCUGCCAGUUUUGCAUUAAACAAAGGGAGAUUCUGACUAUCCUUGUAUUCGACACUUGAUGCAAGGAGCCAUAAUCCGUAGCUGCUGUGAAUUACAGUAAAUGAAACCUAGUUUUGCUGGUACACACACUCCUCUAGUGACUCUCUCAUUAUAUAUGCAGCUCUGCUAGUCACACAUAUACACCCCACGCUGUCUCAGCUGAUACAAUAUGCAAUGCUAAACCAACACACCGCCUUCCCCACUGCGUGUCACAUGAUCGUCACACCAGCCCUUCUCCUUUCUUCUGACAAGUCACCCAGUGCUGGGAGAAGUUUAUUUUCUCAGGGAGCCCGACCACAAUCUGGAUCUGCAGGUCAGCUAUAGCUCUCCAUCUAUCGGGGGGAUACAGACCUUAUACAGUCCUUUAGCAGGACACUGUGCCAUGGGUUCCCUGGAAUGUAGCUGUGUAUUGACAUUGUUCUCUGUAUACUGUAACUGUCAGGUGUAACAGUUGCUGUAUACAUUGUGACUCCGUCCCAUGCAUGAUUCACUAACCUGCUGACUGGAGGAACAGGUUUCCCAGCUUGUGAUGGGAUUACUAACAGAAGGUGGAGGUUUGGACUGGCUCUAUGCUCUGUUUAUGGCAUUUCACAUAGAAAGGAUUAUUGUAAAACAAUACCUCACUGUUCAUGUCUGGCGUUGGGAGAAGCACCUGUCCUUACAUGUUACUGCUCAGUGAUGGCGUGUUUGAUGUGCGAAUCAGUCAUGUUUGCAUUGUUGUAUGUGAUGGUCGGGCCGUCAAUCGGGGUUUAUUUACUAAACUGUGACUUGUGGCGAUGUGAACGGGGAAUGAAACUUUCUGGCUGAAUAGAAAAGUUUGAUAAAAAAGAUCUACAAGGUAGCAAGUUAUAGUCUUUCACUGUAUCCAACACUUGGAUUGAUAAUCAAUUGAUAAUCAAAUAUUUAAACCGGUAAUUUACAUUUACUUUUCUUCUGCUUUCCUUUUCACGUCGAGCCCUAUCCUCACAGCUAUCUCACUGAUUUUGGCUAUUUAUUUGUCCGUUUCCCGAAAUCCCCUGUCCCCCUCCAAUCCCAUACCUGACUCAGUUUUUUUCUAUCUUAAUAUGUCGUAAUUUAUCUUGUCUGUGUCUCUCUCUGUGUCUCUCUCUGUGUCUGUCGCCUUGUGUUGCACUUUUUCUAUCUGUCUCGCAGUGUCUCUCUCUUUAUCUCCAUUUCUAUCUUUUCUCUCUCUUUCUGUGUUUCUGUAUCCCAAACUCUCUGCCCCAUGCCUCUCUUGAACCCUCUCUGUCUCUCUCCCCGUGUCUCUAUUUCAGUCUCUCUCACGCUUUAUCUCUGUCUCUCUUUCUCCUCCUUGUGUCACUCUCUUUAUCUCCGUCUCCUUCUUGUGUCUCUCUAUUUCUGUCUCUCUGUGUCUCCCUGUCUGUAUCUCUAUUUCAAUCUCUAUUACUUUCUGUCUCUGUUUCACUCAUGUUUGCUGUCUCGCUGCUAUCUCUCUCUCUUCCUCCUUUGUAUCUCUCUCCCCUCUCACUCUCUGACUCUAGUCUUUAGUGCAUACCUCCCAUUCCAGCAUCCAGAUAAGCAGGGCCUGUCAAUCAAUCAACCAGACCGGCCCACUGAGGGAAAAUCAUGGUGGAUCACUGUUUCAGUACUUCCUGCAGGGUCCUAGUGGCCUAAGCAUAGCGCUCGCGUGUAUUUGUUGGGAACAGUUCCCUGGUGUCUACAAAAGCGGGACACUAAGAAUCUAAGUUGGGACAGGACCCAAAAAUCUUGUCUGUCUCUUCAAAAUUGGGACAGUUGGGAGGCUGGAAAGUGAGAACUUAAAAUUUCUGUAAGCCAGUUAUGCUUCCAGUUCAGUUAUAUUGGACUAACAUUUUAAAUUCACUUUAAAUUCCUAUUUUAGUAAAUAAUCCUGUCAGUCUUCCAGUCUUUGUGCAACACACAGAGUCAGUAACCAGACUACUCUAAUAUAGAAGUUAAGAAAAUUGUCUUCAUCUACACUUUGCAGAUUAUCAAGCUUUUAGGUGCUGAAUGUUCCUGUAAAACGCAGAGUUAGCUAUCAGGCUCCUCUAAUAUAUAAGCUAUCAAUUAUUCUAGCAAACUGACUCCAGACAGACUUUACAGAUUAUUACGCUGUUUAACCUGUUACACUCUAUUCUGAGUCUCCAUUGGCACUUCACAAACAACAGAGGCUUCUAAGUUACAAUUGCCUUUGGACAUUUACACGGGCAUUCAUUGCACAUUAAAUUAUUUGGCAUUGGGGUAAAUAAGAGACUGUAGUUCAGACACUACAAUCAACAGUUUUUUUGGGGGGGUAAAGGGUGCCCUCAAAGGCACUACAAGAAAUUGGGUUACAGAAAGCUAUUAGACUCUAUAAUCAGAUCUCCUCUUUCCCCCUUUCCCUGCAAAUACCACUUACUUACUGAAACAGCUGACUCACAGCACCAACUAAGAGUCCUACUUUUCAACAGCAUGUGUACAUGGUUCCAGUACAAAACUGAACUUUUUUUCAACAUUGAUACAUAUUAACUAUAGUAUCAAGAGUCUCUCUGAUAUAAGUGCUAAGAGAAAUAUUGGUAAAAUUAGGAACUCUCAACUCACAGUGAAACAACACAAAAAGUGAUAACAGGUGAAUUGUUUGUACAUUCUAAAACUUCUUGUCUCCUAUUUCACUGUUUAGCUAAGGGCUCACUAUUUUUGCGGCAACAGGCCAAAUAGAAUCUGCCACAAUACAGUCUGACCAGUGGAGGACAGCAUUGUCCUGUUCCAUCUACCCGGCACAACUGUCAAGACUUAUAGAGCAUUGAAGUGCUUACUUUUUCUUUUCUUUUUUUCUUUUAUUGAUGAAUUAUUUACACACAGUGACAUUUUUGGUAUGAUGGGUGCUUGAAUAAACUAUUUUAUUUGCAAUUAGUAUCAAACGUUAAGUUUUAACGAUAUCUAUUGUAAGGACUCCUGAAAACUAGGGAUGACAUGACCUUACCCUAACAAACUCCUGACUUAGUUCUUUCAUUUACUGAUUUCACUAUAAGGGGUUAUCCCCCACACAGGAGUUUACACUUCUAUUUGAAAAACGUUUUGGUUAUUUAUAUACAAUGGUAUUGUAUCGCCUUGUAUGAUACCACCGAAUAAAAACACAUUAUUGACAAGGUUAUUUCUUUGCUUAUAUAUGUGAUAAAUUAUGUGCUUUAAAAUGUAUUUUUUUAAUAAUAUUAGGAGGAGAAAAGGGUCGCUAGAGAGAUAACGCAACAUUUGGAGAUGAAUCCAAAAACUGUGAAGGAUGAAAUGCCUGUGGUUACCCCAGCCGUGGUACAACCUGUCUUGACAGAGACUACCAAGGUGCGUUUACAUAUUUAAUACAUUAUACUACAGCCGUGGACCCACCCAAGAUUUUAUGUACAGAUAAAUAAUGAAAUAUGGAUAUUGGUGUUUAUCACACUUUUCAUACAGAAUAGAGAAGUGCUUGCUAAUUACACACCAAACAUUAAUUCACAUAGUUAUAGCUAUGAAUAAGACGUUGGAUUCUUACAUGUUUCAUUAUCACAAUAGCUCUUGAACUCCUUCAAAGCAUUAUUUUACCAUAAUACACUGUUUACUGUUAUAUCAUUUGUAUCUUUACAUUUAUUGAACUAACAUCAUCAUCGUUUCAUCACAUUUAUUAUAUGUAUUCUUAGGUUAAAGUUCCCCCAUCUUCUUGUUCUAAGCCACCUUUGGAUCUCCGAGCUUAUCUGGAAGCCUCGGGUCACAGCGUAGAGACCUGCCCACAGGUGAGGGUCUCUGCCAUGUGCUGCCGAGGGUACCUGGUGAAGAUGGGAGGACGCAUAAAGACCUGGAAGAAACGUUGGUUUGUAUUUGACAGACAAAAGAGGCGUUUGGCAUAUUAUUCAGGUAACUGUCUUUAUCAUUAUUAAGAUUCUUUUAUUAAGCCAUAAUAAAUUCCACAAUGUUGUAUAUAGGCAGGAUAUGUCCACUGGUAUGUUGUGGGAUCCUGUUAUCUAUGUUUAUUAAGUCCAUCUUACUCUUUUAUCUUUGUGUACAGAUAAAGAAGAACAGAAACUAAAAGGGGUGAUAUAUUUCCAAGCUAUUGAAGAAGUUUAUUACGAUCACUUGAGGAGCGCUUUCAAGGUAGACAAUAAUUACCAGAACUUUUUAAAAACGUUUUAAAUUUUUUUAACGAAUAAAGACAUAUAUGUGAUGAUGGAAGUGUGCCAACGCAUUUUAAUCUUCAGGGUUUAGGGAGUUUCUUUGUGACAUUGCAGGUGUAUGUAGAAACGUAGCACAACUUUAACUGUGGGCCAAAAUUGGACAUACCUUAGCUGCAAGGAUUACUGCCUUAUUAUUGUUUUCUUCGACAGAGUGUGUUUUAAGUUAACGAUUCUCUCAACUUGAAAAUAAAACCCCACAAAUAUAAAUAUAGUUGCUCUAAUAUGUUCAUUUAUAUAUUUUAAGUUUUGUAUGCAUCAUACCAUAUCUUUCACAAGCGGUGGAUUGUCAUUUCAAACUUUGUCUACUGGGAAAGGAUAUGAACUUAUGGAAAUGCUUAUUUUUCGAAACAAAACCUCUUAUGUUGUUUACCUAAGAGAGAAUAAUUGGUGAUGCUUUGUUUUUUCCAGAGCCCACAUCCCAAACUGACAUUUUGUUUGAAGACCUUUGAACGUCUGUUCUACAUGGUUGCACCAACGCCAGAAGCCAUGAGAAUCUGGAUGGAUGUUAUGGUCACAGCGGCUGAGGAAAACUCUCGAUAUUAA
This is a messenger RNA of Pelobates cultripes (western spadefoot toad), 25742 nucleotides long. The record is from the annotation of a GenBank genome assembly. NCBI's taxonomy places the organism in Eukaryota, Metazoa, Chordata, Amphibia, Anura, Pelobatidae.